AUGGCGGCAUCGGGCCAGGAGCCCUCCGACGGCCGCAAGGUGCUUCAGGAGGGUGCCGCAAGGAUCCUUAUGAAGGGCAACGAGGUCUUCUACAACGAGGCGCAGGUGCGGGGCAGCGGCGGCGGCCGGCGCUGCACGACGGCGCUGCGCGUGCUCACGGCCCGGUGCGAACGGCGCUGCGCCAUACGUACAUGA
Messenger RNA from Monoraphidium neglectum, 195 nucleotides. RefSeq lists its product as hypothetical. Lineage: Eukaryota; Viridiplantae; Chlorophyta; Chlorophyceae; Sphaeropleales; Selenastraceae. Bases 1 to 195 code for a protein of 64 amino acids. The transcript is spliced from 2 exons. The record is from RefSeq and is a predicted model, not a curated record.